UAGGGACAAGAACAAGGCGUGCUGACCCCGGGUGCGCCGAAUGCACCCGGGGUCAUCGUCGUCACUGUUUGAGGUCUCGAAGGAACCAGGGCAGUUUUAUAGUAGUGAUGAUGAUUAGUGAUUAACGUUUGUGCUUGUUUCAUAAAUGUUUUGGAUAACUCUCAAAGCCACAGACGAUGUCUUGCACUCCAUCAUCGGCAAUUUGAUUGAGGCAUGUAUCGUCAGUCCGGUGGGGCGUGCCAAAACGCAAACAACCUAUUCGAAGCAAAUAAAUCACAACCACAAGAAAGACGUCUAACAAAAUAUUUCUUUCCCCUGAAAUCAGCAUGGAUUUACGUGGCCGCUUUACUCGCCUUUCACGCCGCUUUGAUCCCCAAGACGUGGGGCUACAGGAACGAUGAUAGGAAAGGACUUUUGAAAAAGAAUUAUUCAGAACUUUUGUACGGGAAUAAUUAUAAUGCAACGUUUGGUGAAGGAUUGGACUAUGAGUUGGAGGAGAGUUUAGAAAGUGACAACGUGUCUUUAGACACUCGGACGAAAUUUAGUGAUAAAUAUUUUAGUAUGGAUUUACAAAGUACCGGGUUUAGUCGUUAUUUAGACAGUGACAGUUCAGAGUUAUUAUUAUACAACCACAGUGAUCAAUCAUCAAGUGUUGAUUCCAAUUCCGAUUCCAGAUCCAAUUUGGUGCAUCCUAUUUCUAGGUCUGAUAGAGAAACAGUGCGUAAAGUGUCUGUGUUAGGUUUAUUUGAACUGAGUACUGCAUAUGGAGAAAGGCCAGAAGGCAACAGUGAAUUGGCAGCGGCUAUGUUGGCUGUCAGACACAUCAACGAGAGGAAACUCCUACCUGGUUACUCGCUCGAACUUCUGACUAAUGAUACAAAGGGUAUGGUGCGAAUGGUUUGUUUGCGGAGGAUACAUGCAAGUAAUAUGAAAUAUAAUCGAUACAUAUUUCUGCUGUAA
Ctenocephalides felis (cat flea) is the source of this 960-nucleotide messenger RNA. RefSeq lists its product as uncharacterized. Bases 214 to 960 code for a protein of 248 amino acids. The record is from RefSeq and is a predicted model, not a curated record. Lineage: Eukaryota; Metazoa; Arthropoda; Insecta; Siphonaptera; Pulicidae. The transcript has 3 exons.